Molecule: messenger RNA, 6911 nt
Organism: Paramecium sonneborni
Lineage: Eukaryota; Ciliophora; Oligohymenophorea; Peniculida; Parameciidae
Source: the annotation of a GenBank genome assembly
AUGCUUAAUUAAUAAAGACAACCAAUCAUUUAAUCUGAUGACUUUAAAUCAUUUUUGGGUAGUUAAUGGUUUAAGAUUAAUUAUUUGAGUUAAACUCAAUCAAUUGAAUGCUCAAAUGAUUUUGUAAAUUAUGAUGAAAGCGAAAAAGAAAAAAUAUAAAUUGACCAGGAACAAUUAGCUAAGUUCUAAACAUCUAACUAGAAAAUAAUGAUACUCAAAUUCUUCAUUUAUGGAUACCAUAUCACUUAUAUCGAAAAAUAACAAUUUCAUUAUAAUUUCUUCAAAAAGUUUAUCCAGACUAUUGAUAAAAUAGAAAAAAAAAACAUAGAAAACUUGUAACAAAUCAUAGGAGAGCCCCAACAUCCAAUUUGCAAGUUAAUUUUACUUGAAUCCAUUUUUAUGCUUCUUCAUCAAUCAACUAUAUUAUUAGAAACGAAAGAGUAAAAUCAUUUAGAAGAAUGUGAAGAAGACUAUAAUACUCUUACUGAAAGCAAAUUAUAUUAUAAAUAUGCUUAUAUACAUUUGGUUGAAUAAUUAAAAGGUGUUUUGUUUAAAUGCUACAAUGAAGGAAUAAUCUUGAUAACAAUAUUUACUAAUUAAUUAUUUUUGAGUGAUGAUCUUUUUGAAAAGAUACCUCAAAGCCAUAUAAAUAAAAUUCGGUAUUAUGAUACUAAGUUUAUAAUUGAAUUGAUGAAAGAAUUUCUUGAUUGUUCUGAUUAAUCAAUCUAUGUUACUAGAUAAUAGAUAAAGCAAACGUUUCAAAAUAAUUAUGAAAAUUAAGGUAGAUUAUCAAAUAAAAUAUUUUAUAAUUUAGAAAGAUUAGAUGAUUAAAUCAUAUUAAGCCUUUAAGCUAUAAGAAUUUGGUUGAAUUCUAAGAACCAAACCGUCUUUUAGUAAAUAAGAUAGUUUUUAAUAAAUAAAUUUUAGAAUUCUAAUUUUAAUUUUGAGUAUGCUUAAGAAACCAUCGAUUUAUCUUUUGAAUUACUAAGUAAACUAUAUUAGUAUAUUAGGUUAUAUUUAAAAUUCAGCAUUUAUUAGUGGUAUUAAUUAUUCUGAAUAAUUAUUAGAAGAACUCAUAUUUAUUUUUCAUAGUAUAUGGAGUUCUUUAGAAUAAUAAACUUUUGAUUAACUCUAUGAUUAAAAAACAGAAUUUUGGUUAAAUUAUAUUCAUAAACUAAAUUUACUAUUGAAUCCUUUAACUCCUGUAUUAAAAGAAUCAAAUGAUAUUAAAGGAUGUGCAGGUCUAUAUCUUAUUUUACAUGACCAUCUUAAUAUUAAGAAAUAUAUACAAUCUACUACAAUCUUAUUUCAUUUUAUAGAUCAACUUUACCCAUUAGAAUAGAGUUUAAUUAAAUCAUAAAGUCAAUUGAUAUAGAAUUUAAUUAAAUCAUCCAUAGAGUGUAUUGUGGAUUAGAGUCUUUAAGAAAAUGAAGGAAUAAUGUAAACGAUAGAGAAAGUCUUAAAACAAGUUCAAUUUAUUAAUCCUAAAUUCAAAUAAAAGAUCUUUCAGUUUAUAUGGACUAAAAUGAUACCAGAAAAUUAGUUUUAUUUAUAAAUAUUGCAAAUGGUUGUUAGUUUAUAUUUGGAGAAUGAAGAUUAGUAAUUGGGGACAAGAAAUAGCUUUUUUAUUUCAAUUUUAGAUAUGGAGAGUCGAAAGAAAAUUGUUCAUCCAUAGAAAUUCCAUGCUCUUCUUUAAAUUUGUUAAUAUCUUUGUCUGGAAUAAGCUCCUAUAAAGAUUGAAUAAAUAUUUUCUUAGCAAGAUUCUAAUGCUAAUUGUGAAUUUUUAAAGUAAUAUAAAAUAAAGAGAAGCUUCUAAGAAUUCUUUUAAGUAAAUAAUUAUUAUAAUUUAAUUAUAAAUGUUAUUUCUGGAAUAAAUAAUACAACUAAUUUAGUAUAUCAAUUAAAAGAGUUUAUUAAAUUAUUAUGGUUAUUAACUGAAGAGCUUAAAUUAUGUUAGAUUGAUUUUGCUGAUGAGUUUGUUACAUUCUUAGAAUAAAAGUUGUACUUAUUUUCAGAUGAUUAAAUGAGAGAACUAAUUGAACUUCUUUUUGAUUGUUCAGUUUCUAUGAUAAGUAGAUAUAUUAGAUUAAAGAAUGCAACUAAUACGGCUGAGUAAUAUGGAGAAUUGAUAAUAUAAAAUGAAUUUUGUUUAAAGGUAAAUUAUAUAUCAUAAUAUUUUAGGUACUUGUUGAAACUUUCUUAUUUAACACAACUCCUUCAGAAUAAUUAAGACUUAAAUGUCUAUAAUUUUUAGGUAUAUUAAUUUCAAUGAAUGAUUAUAACAAAAUGAUAUUUAGAGAGGCAAUUAGAUUAUCAGUAUACAAUCUUUUUUAUAUUUAGAAUUUUUUAUUGUGUAUGAGAAAUUAAAAAAAUAAGAGUUUAUAAAAAUCAAUGGAAGAAGUCUUAAAAAGAUCUUUGUCAUUUAUAAGAAAUGAUUAAAUUUAAAAAUUAAUUUAAAAUGCCCCAAAAGAAUCGUAAAAAAAUAAAGUAUUUAAACAAUCUGCAUUUUCAUAAUAUGUAGGUACAACUUUAGAAAAUCUUUCAAAUAGUGGAUCUGAAACAAAAUUUAAAAGAUAAUUUUAAUUAUUAGGAAAAGAUAGUGGAAUUAUAAUAAAGAAUUACAAAGAUUUAUGUAUAAAUAAAUAAUGGAAAUCUUUUUCAAUUUUAAUUGAAUUUAAAAGAGAAGGUUUUUAUUUCAUAAAUUCAAAUGCAAAAUCAUUAGAUGAAAUAUAUAAAAAAGAAUAGGUUUUAUUUGCAUAUAGUGGUCACUUAGAGAGACAAGAAAAAUAAGAUAAAGGAAAUCCUUAAACAACAUCUUAAAAAUAAAAUAUUCAUUAAGUAGAUUUAAUCUAAGUUUCAUUAAUUAAUUAAUAAUUAUUAAAAUAAGAAGAAGAACAAUAAUAUUUUAAUCACCUUGAUAAUCUCAUAAAAGUUUCAAUUCUCAAUUCAGAAUAAUAAACAUCUGAAUUUUAACUCACUUAUACCUAAUAGUCAAAGGAUGAGACAAUAUUGAUAUUGUUUAUGUAUGAUGAAAGACAAAAAGGAAAAUUUACAAUUAAUAUUUAAAAUUAAGUUAAAAAGUCUUUUUAGAUCAAACCAUUUUUACAAGAAUAUAUUAAAAAGCAUUCUGAAAAACAUCAUCUUAGUGUGCAUAUAGGAUCAUAUUAUUCAAAUUAAUAAUUUUAAAAAACUUUUUAAGGAAUUAUAAAUAAUUUUAUUCUUAUUUAAAAUAUAUUACUAGAAAAAUAAAUUGAAGCAAUAUUUUCAAGAAAUUAAAACAAUUUAGUGGAAGUAGUUGAAAAAGAAACCAUGAAUUUUGGAGUUGAUGAAAUCUAAAGUAUAAUAUCUAAUUUAAAUCAUUAGGCAGGGAAAUGCAAUACUUAGAUUUUGAAAAAUUUAAGACCAGUUUUUAAAUUGUUGAAAUUAAAGAUGUUUUGAAGAUUAUAAGAGCUUAAAAUAUACAGGAUUAAAAUUUCAUAAUGACAAUGAUUAAGAAAUAAAUAAAUCAUAAAAUUAGCUAUGAAUUAAAUUAAGAAGCAAGAGUGAUUUAUCAAGGGGCAAAUAUUAUUGAAGAUGCAAGUUUGGCUGAAGUUUUUUUAAGUCUAGAAAAUAUUGAAAUCAUACUCUUUAUAAUAUCAAUUACUACUUAAACUUAUUUUGAUAUAGAACCAUAAGAAAGAAGAUCAUGUAAGAUAAGAAGUGUUAAAGUUGUUUUAUAAAAUGGAUCUACUACAAGUAAAGGAGUAUAUAAAAGAACUAAUUAUUUUGAUUCUUUAUAAAGAUCAAUAUUUUUUGUAAAAGACUUAAAUAAAUGCAGAGAUGAUUAUGUUAACUAUUAAUAAUUUCAACAUAAUUUAAAUAGAUAAAAUAGUUCUUUAAUUUCAAUAGGAGAAUCUCCAGGACAGUAAAGAUAAAAUUUUAUUUAACUGGAAUCUGAUCGAUCAAAUUCUAAUUCAAAUACUAAUUCAAUAAAAUUAGCAACAUAAAAUUAAAUUGUUCCAUAAGGAAACUUCGAUUUAAUAGAUUAGACAUCUUUAUUCAAUAUUCCUAUUAUAUAGGUACAAACAACGUUCUCUUAAGAAUUAUAAUCUCCUUUUGUAAUUAAAUCAAAUGAUUCUGAUUAAAAGUAGAAUUAACCUGCUCCUAAUAUAUCACAUUUUGAGAGACCUUAAUUAAAUUCUUAAAAUGAGAAAUUUACAGUUGAAUAGUUUAAUUUAGAUAGAAAGGUUAAAUCUUAAUUCACUGGAAGAAAAAAUACAAGAAAUCUUACUUGUUAAAUAUCAGCUAAGAAUGCAUAAUAAAUAACUAAGAAUCUUUAAAAUAUGGCUGAAAUAUAGAGUGAUAAAAAUAUCGAUUUGCAUUAAUAAGAGACUGAGUCAAAUAUAUUUGAUUCCAAUUCUUAUCAUUGUGAAUGGAUUAGAGUAAAGAUGUAAAUAUUUGGAGAAUUAAAAAUAUUAGAAAAAGGCAAGAUUGUUUAAUUUUAGAGUGAGGGUUAAGAACGACCAGAUAAAGAACUUUUUACUUAUGGAACAAUAGUAUUAUAAUAAAUAAUAUUAUUAGCCUUAUAAUUUAAAAAAAGUAAAGAAAAAAAAAACAAUAAGUACUUCAUAAAUUAUAGAAAUUCAAACUAGGAGAUACUCCCAUAAAGAAAUUGCUAUUGAAAUGUUUUGUAAAAACUCUAAGUCUUAUUUUUUUGUUUUAUAUGAUUAAGAUAGAAGGGCAUAAUUUUUAAAUUAGAUAAAAAUAAGUAAUUUUAUAAACAUUGUGAUAGACAAAAGAGCAGGUAAUAAUAUGAAUUAAUAUAUAUAUUAGAAUUUUAAGCAAAAGAGUAUACAAAGAAAUGGAUAAAAGGAAAAUUGUCAAAUUUCGAAUAUCUAAUGUUAAUCAAUAAAUAUUCUGGAAGAUCUUUUAAUGAUUUAAAUUAAUAUCCAAUAUUUCCUUGGAUUAUUAGUGAUUAUAAAAGCAAGACUAUAGAUUUGGUAAUUAAGAUUAAUUAUUAUAAUAGAACAAUAAAGAAAUAUAUAGAGAUUUAGAAAAGAUGAUAAGUUCAUAGAAUAAAGAGAGACUAGAAAAUUGUAAGAUAAGAGCCGAAUCUUUAAAAUCAACUUUAAAUGAAUAUUUUUUAUUUGGAUCUCAUUAUAGCGUAGCUGCUUAAAUCAUUAACACUUUAGUGAGAAUAGAACCAUUUACUACAUUAUGUUGUGAAUUACAAGACGGAAAAUUAGAUUAACCAGAUAGACUAUUUUUUUCUAUUCCAAAUAUUUGGGAAUCAUGUUAAAAUGAUAAUUAAGAUUAUAGAGAAUUAAUUCCUGAAUAUUUUUUUCUACCAGAAUUUUUGAAGAAUAUUAAUAAAAUAUAAUUUGGAUAAAAAUAAAAUUAAGAAUUAGUUGAUGAUGUUGUAUUACCUCCUUGGGCAUCUAGUAAUGAAGAAUUUAUUGAAAUAAAUAGAUAAGCUCUUGAAUCAAAUUAUGUAAAUGAGAAAUUACAUUGUUGGAUUAAUUUAGUUUUUGGAGUUUAUGCAUAUGGGGAAGAAGCAAGAAAAAAGGAUAAUUUAUAUCAUUGGCUUACAUAUGAUUCUUGUUUAACUUAUAUAGAUAAAUUACCAAAGGAAGAGAAAAUGGGAUAUUUAGCUUAAAUAUAAUAAUUUGGUUAGGUUCCAUUUUAACUGUUUACUAAACCACAUUGGUAAAAAUAAAAAUGGGAUUUAAAUUUAUUUUCACCUUUAAAUUUAAUUAAACUUUUAAGCGAAAAAAAAUCCAAAAAUAGUAAAAGAAUUAUGAAAUUUGAUAAAAAAUUUGCUAUAAAAAUAUAUAAAGAAAAUGAAAUUUUAUAUGUUCUUCUUAAUAAUAAAUAAGUUUACAAAUUAAAGUAUUAAUCUUUAUUUAUAUUUUAGAUUGAAUAGUAAUUAAGAGAAAAGAGAUAGUGAAGAGAAAUUAGGAAACUCUUCAAUAUUUUCUAUAAGAGGAAAUGAGAAACUUCAAUCAAAAGGAUUGUAAUAUUAAUUUGAUGAUCAUUUCUUGUUUGUUUGUGGAUAUUUAAGUGGAGCAGUCUAUAUUUAUAAUUUAUUCUCAGAUAAAAGUUAAUAAGCUUAAAUUAAUCAUAAAAUAAAACUACAUAAAAAAAGAGUAACUUGUUUAUCAUAUUCCCCAAAAUUAAAAAUUUUAUGUUUAGGAGCAAAGGAUAAUAGAGUAACUAUUUGGAAAGCCAGUCAUUCUUCUGAAAAAUAGAUAUACUUUUCCUCGACUCCAUCAUUAAUAUUAUAUGGUCAUGAUAAAACAAUAAAAUGCGUUCAUAUUGAUGAUACAUUAUAAGUAGUAGUAAGUGUAGAUAAAAGUGGAAAGUUAUAAAUUCAUUCUAUUAUUACUGGAUUAUUCUUGAAUGAUAUAAAGAUUGAUUUAAUAAAUGGUGAGAAAGUAUAAAAUAUUGUAACAAAUGGAAAUGGAUUAAUAGUAUUAUAUACUAAUCGUAAUUAAAUUAUAGCAACCAAGUAUUUUGAAUAAUUAUUAAAUUACUAGAGUAAAUGGUUUGAAUAUUUAGAGAUAUUCAUACAAUAAUAUUGGUAAUAUAUCUUAGAUAAGUUCAUAUUAACAAUCGCAUUUAAUGUUAUCAACUCUAAAAGGUGAGAUACUGAUUGUUUAGAAUAUUGCUAGCUUAACUGAAUAGCCCCCUAUUAUAUUCCAUUUGUAUCAAAAUACAGAAAACAUUGGUAUUGUAACAUUUACUUAAUGUAAUAUAAAUAUAUCUAUUUAAAUAAAUAGUUAUGGAGAAUGAAUCUUUGAUUUUACUAAUAAGUUUAAUUGAUGGGUCAUUAUAUCGAUAUGUCAUAAGUUGCGAAUAAAGUAAAUUUUUUAUUAAUCUGCGUUUUUAGUAGUUGAAUUUUUCCAUUAAUUGGUAAAAUUGGGAGUGUGAGG